AUUAUAUUUUCUUUGUUCUUUUUUUUUUGAUAAACUAAUUUUGUAAAGUAACAAAAUCACCCGCUUUUGUAGAAAGUUUUUAGAAUAUUAAUUUCUUGUCAAAGAUUUAAUAUAAUUUUUAUCACAUAUUUCACUUCUAUAGAGAAAAUUUUCAGGAUCAUGAUGGCUUAUAAGAACAAAUCUUGAAGUGAAAUGUUUGGGUAUCUAUUCUCUGGAUUCACAACCCGUUGUUUGUGAUUAGAGAGGAGAUUUCCAAAGUGUUUUGGAUAACUAUAAUCGUAUAAGAGUUUUAGAAGCACUUUACAUUAGGCUUUAUGGUGGGAUAUGACAUAUCUAUAAUCAUAUUCCGGAAUCUGAACUUAUAUCACAUAACUCAUUUAUGGUACUAAAAUUUAGUGGACCACAGCUAGGAAAAAAGAGAAGUAUUGGCGUGAUAAAUAAAGAAGCUCAGGAGUUCAGGAGAGUCAGGACUCUAUAACUCAUUUAGCUAGCUGUUCUCUCUCUCUCUCCCUCUCCCUCUCCCUCUCCCUCUCUCUCUCUCUCUCUACAAAUUAAUUGAUAAGUAUAUAAGUGUGAGGUAAGAAACUAGCUACAAGGAAUUAAAAAAAUGUUUGAUAGAAUAUGUGAAAUGUGGAGAGAAAUGAGGAGUAUAACGGCAAUGGUGGUGGUGCAGAUAGCUACGGCAGGGCUAAACAUAUUGUUCAAGCUUGCCAUGGAAGAUGGUAUGAACCCAAGUGUACUCGUGGCCUAUCGUCUCUUAUUCGCUACAAUUUUCAUGCUUCCUUUGUCCUUCAUAUUUCAAAGGAAGAGGAAGCCGGAGUUUACAUGGCGUCUGAUGUUACUAGCAUUACUCUCAGGGUUACUCGGUGUGGUAAUACUGAGUAUCCUAACCAUUGCGGGUCUGGCUCUAACGUCAGCAACAUUCACCUCUGCUGCUGGCGUUCUCACUCCAUUGAUCACUUUCAUCUUCGCUGCACUUCUUAGGAUGGAGAGUGUACGGCUUGGGUCGAGCGUAGGGUUGGCUAAGGUUUUUGGAACAUUGCUUGGUGUUGGUGGAGCUCUUGUUUUUAUUUUCUACAGAGGAAAAGAGAUUCAUCUAUGGUCAACUCACGUUAACCUAGUGACCCAACCACGUGAUGCUGCUACCACUCACCAUAUCUCUAUCUUUGGUGCUCUUCUAGUUUUUGGCGGUAACAUUUCCAUUGCACUUUGGUUUUUAUUGCAGGUUAAGAUAGGAAAAAUAUUUGGAGGGGCUUAUUGGAACGCGACACUAAUGAACAUGAUGGGAAGCAUAGUGGCUAUGCUUGUCGCUCUUUGCUGGAAACACGAUUUAAAUGAAUGGAGAUUAGGAUGGAAUAUUAGACUCUUAACCAUUGCGUAUGCGGCAAUUGUGAUUUCUGGGAUGGUGGUAGCUGUUAACGCAUGGUGCGUCGAGUCUAGAGGGCCCCUAUUUGUAUCGGUAUUUAGCCCUGUAGGACUAGUGAUCGUAACGCUUGUUGGAUCAUUUUUGCUAGAUGAAACACUUCAUCUUGGGAGCAUCAUUGGUACAGUGAUUAUCGUGGGAGGAUUAUAUCUUGUGCUAUGGGGUAAAAACAAGGAAAUGAAGAGUAUCCUUACGAUAACCUCGGAUCAUAUUGAAACAAAUAAGACUAGCAAAGACAACACCCUCAACAAUCUUCCUACAUUAAGUACAAAUGUCCCUUGAAUCCUCCUCUUACAAAUCGACCAUCGAUCAAUUUAUAAUACUCGUUAUAUAUUGAACAAGUGAGUGUUAACAGGAUGCUUCUAUCUAACGACGAUUUAUUAUAACCUUUGUAUGCCUUUGUUCUAUACCACAUUAAAAAAAGAAUCCAUAUUUUCAGAUGUUUGAUUAUUUUCAAAAAUAAGACAAAAUUGUAAAAUCUUUAUUGGUUCUACUUAGUUUCUGUUUUGAGGCAUA
Messenger RNA from Camelina sativa (false flax), 1939 nucleotides. Its product is annotated as WAT1-related protein At1g68170. Gene Ontology annotation, molecular function: transmembrane transporter activity. The record is from RefSeq and is a predicted model, not a curated record. Lineage: Eukaryota; Viridiplantae; Streptophyta; Magnoliopsida; Brassicales; Brassicaceae. Gene Ontology annotation, cellular component: membrane.